AUGAUUAUUGAUGGUUUUAUUUAUCAUGGCACUAUAUUCCAUGCAAGAAACAUAAAUUUACUCGAAAAAUUACACAUUCGAAAUAUCCUCAAUGUCUGUAAUGUUCGCUUGAGUCGAAAGAUUGUUGAUAAAUAUCAUGUUUUUUGGAUAAAUUUACAAGAUGAUUUCGAUGUUGAUAUUCGUGUACAUUUUGAUCAAACAAACGAAUUUUUACAGGCAUGUAGAAACAAAAAUGAAAAAGUUCUAAUUCAUUGUCGAGCUGGCGUUUCUCGCUCGUCUUCAAUUGUUCUCGCGUAUCUAUUAAGAUACUAUCAUGAUAUAUUGUACAAUGCCUACCAUUAUUUGAUUGAACGACGUUCAAUAGCUAUGUCAAAUGAUGGCUUUUUUCUACAAAUCAUUCUUUAUGAGAAAGAUUUGCAUGUAAAUAGAACUGCUACUGAUAUGGAGCAAAGUUCUAGCGAAUCGAUCAAUACUGACAUGGCACCAUCGACUGUCGAUUAG
Molecule: messenger RNA, 501 nt
Organism: Rotaria socialis
Lineage: Eukaryota; Metazoa; Rotifera; Eurotatoria; Philodinida; Philodinidae
Source: the annotation of a GenBank genome assembly